Messenger RNA from Musa acuminata subsp. malaccensis (wild Malaysian banana), 1734 nucleotides. Its product is annotated as pentatricopeptide repeat-containing protein At3g26782, mitochondrial. Gene Ontology annotation, cellular component: intracellular membrane-bounded organelle. Gene Ontology annotation, biological process: RNA modification. Lineage: Eukaryota; Viridiplantae; Streptophyta; Magnoliopsida; Zingiberales; Musaceae. Gene Ontology annotation, molecular function: zinc ion binding; protein binding; RNA binding. The record is from RefSeq and is a predicted model, not a curated record.
GGGAAGUGUGGUGACGUACGCGUGGCGAGGAAGGUGUUUGACGGAAUGCCCGUGCGAGGUACCGCGAGCUUUAACGCUCUGAUUGUUGGGUACGUGUUGAACGGUGAAUAUAAGCAAGCGAUAUCCAUAUUCAACCAAAUGCAAGAAUCCGCAGUCCAAUUCGAUGCGAUGACCAUGGUCGGUGUGUUGCAGGCUUGUUCCUAUCUCGGUGCCCUGCAACGAGGAAGAUAGGCUCAGAAACAAGUCCUGCGGGCCAGCAUGGAGAUCACUGUUCACUUGGGCGCAGCUCUGAUAAACACGUAUGCUCGGUGCGGUAGCAUUAAAGAAUCUCGAAGGGUGUUCGAUGGAAUACCUGAGAGAGAUUUGAUCAGUUGGACUGCCAUCAUUUGUGGAUAUGGGAUGCAUAGACUAGCUGAAGAUGCAGAGCUUCUCUUUAGGUCCGAUGGUGUCACCUUCAUGGGGCUUUUGAUGGGAUUCAGCCAUAAAGGGCUGGUUCAAAAGGGUCAACAAUACUAUCGCAGAAUGAUCCAACAGUAUGGUUUUAAGUCUACUCUGGAGCACCACAGUUCCAUGGUUGAUAAGCUUGGUCGAGCAGGUAGACUGGAUGAGGCUGAGGAGUUCAUUGGAAACAUGGACGUGGAGCCUGAUGCAAGUGUUUGGUGUGGCCUUCUUAAUGCCUGCAAAAUUUACGGGAAUGUUGACAUUGGUGAGCGAGUCAUCGAACAGAUUCUGAGGAUCGACCCUGGUUAUGCAGGUCGGUACGUCCUGAUGUCUAACAUCUAUGCGUUUAUGAGAUGUUGGGAUGGUGUUGCAAGGAUGAGGCUUCUGAUGAAGGAGAAUAGGAUAUCAAAGCCUCCUGGAUGGAGUUUGAUCGAGAUUGGAGGUCAAAUGCACAUCUUCCUUGCGUUCGAUAAGUCGCACCCUAGGUCGAACGAGAUAUACAAUUUUCUCAAGGACCUUGAAAAGAGGAUGCGUAUCGAGCAUUAUGUGCCGGAGAUAAAAUGUGUGCUAAGCAAAUUGGAUGAGGAACACAAGGAUGACAUGCUCUGUGGCCAUAGCGAGCGAUUAGCCAUUGCAUUUGGGAUCUUAGGCACAGGAGAUGGUGAAGUGUUGAGGGUGAUUAAGAACUUGAGAGUGUGUGUAGAUUGCCACACCGCCACCCAAGUUCAUAAGAUUGUCAAGCAGGAGAUUGUCGGCAGAGAUGCAAAAAGAUUCCAUCAUUUUAAAGAUGGUGCUUGCUCCUGUGGUGACUAUUGGUGAGAGUGGCAUUCCCAGGUUGUAUCAGGGUAUCGGGCGGUCGACCUCUGGCUCUCUCUCAUGCAGACUCUUCCUGGUCGCAGCUUUUCCAUCUCUAAAAUAUACCUGGUUUGAUGGUGCAAGAACUCUUGCUGAGCUGAGAUUUUCUACAGAAUUUGAUGUCUGAGAGACCGCAUUAGGAAGUUUCAUUAUUUUCUCAUCAUCCACACAAGUGCAAAGGAACUGAAAUAACAUGAUCCCACAUGUUGCUAGUUUCUUGACCAGAAUUCUUCAAAAGGGUUUUUAGAAAGUAAAUCAUAAGAGAGGAGCAGGCUAUGCUUGAAGUGAGGUUUUGGUGUGUAUUCGUUAAGCAUUUGCUGUAAGCUAAAUUAUUUUGCAUUUGUUCUCCUUGUACAUGUAUAUGGCUGUGAUGUACAUGAGAUUGAAGAGACAAAGGUUCUUCCUCUUCCUAUAAUAAUUAUCUGAAAUUUUCUCGUU